Messenger RNA from Cololabis saira (Pacific saury), 2731 nucleotides. Its product is annotated as calcium homeostasis modulator protein 2-like. The transcript is spliced from 2 exons. NCBI's taxonomy places the organism in Eukaryota, Metazoa, Chordata, Actinopteri, Beloniformes, Belonidae. The record is from RefSeq and is a predicted model, not a curated record. The coding region runs from base 403 to 1371 and encodes 322 amino acids. Gene Ontology annotation, molecular function: monoatomic cation channel activity.
UGCUACCAGGAACUCACAGCUGCAAGGAACUACUGAAACGCUACUUUUCUGCCAACAAAGUUCAUUUUAUGUUUGUGGAUUUUAAAUAUUUCUCUGAGUUUCCUCGCUCUCAGAUGGUUCUGCAGUACAUGGAUGGAUCAUAAAAGUAAGAGUCAUAUGUCCUGCCUCGGGGGUUUAGUUUUCAUGACUACAUUCAAGAAUGAUCCUUUGUUCUAAAACCAGUGAGAAAUCCUUGGCUUCUAUCUUUUUUGGGUUUAAUGCUUUACUUUUGUUUAGCAAAUAUUUUUCUGCUCAAAGUAUCUAAAGCAAAGACUUUUAUGAAACUUUUGUCUCACUGAUUUUUAUUUCGGCGCAGUGAUAGUCCUCCGAAGCAAACUUCUGUCAUCCUAACAUCAUCCCAACAUGGCUGCUUAUGCACUCGUCACAGAGAACUUUAAGUUUGCAUCUCUCUUCUUUAAGAGUAAAGAUGUGAUGAUCUUCAACGGCCUGAUUGCCCUUGGCACUGUCGCUAGCCAGACUGCAUACAGUGUUUUUGCUUUUCACUGUCCAUGUUCCUCAGGGAGGAACUACCGUUACGGUCUGGCAGCCAUCGGAGUUCCAGCCCUGGCCUUUUUCCUGGUGGGAAUAAUGAUGAACAGGCACACCUGGGACCUGGUGUCUGAAUGUCGGCUAAGAAAGUGUCGAAAGCUGUCUGGAGCUACGGCCUUCGCCCUGUUGGGCAGCAUGGUUGGUCGGGCUGUGGUGGCUCCAGUCACGUGGGCCAGCAUCUCUUUGCUGCAGGGCCAGGCCUACACCUGCGCCCUCAGUGAGUUCGUCCAGCCCGGGACUCUGGACGGUUUCCCCGCAGGUCAGGAGUGCGCGGUGAUGGCAAAAUUCCCGUGUAAAGGAAGUGUUCCACCGGAACUGCAGGGUUUCUGGCCAGAAAUCGAGCGACGGUUAAAGUAUGAAUCCCAGCUGAUUGGCUGGCUGCUGGUGGGAGGAAUGUCUCUGAUGGUUUUCAUGAUUCUUUGUGUCAAACGCUGUACUUCUCCACUCGGCUACCAGCAGGAACAUUACUGGUCCCAGUACCGCUCUAACGAGAAGAGCAUGUUUGAACGGACGGCCUCUGUUCACGCUCGCCUCCUAGCUGCAGAGAACGUCAAGAGCUUUUUUGGCUUUGUGGCUUUGGAGAAGGACGAGAAGGAGCAGCAGAUGGAGCACCAGAGUGCUGGUCCAAUCUGCAGCACCAACUGGAACAGAGUCACUGGCGUUUACCUCUACAGGGAGAAAAAUGGGCUUCCUUUGUACAGCAGGCUCAACAAAUGGGCCACGUACAGCCAGGAGAACGAUGCUGAGGCCCUGGAGAAAGAGAUGGAUGUGCUCAGCUGCUAAGAUAGAUGCUAACAUGGAUGCUGACUGGAUUACUUCUCCCUUAACCACAUCUUAAUAUUUGAUUGUUUCAGGAGCUAUCUGAAAAUGAUGCACAAAUCAUGACUCCUUUGGACAAUACCAUCCAAAAGCCAUAGAAGAUCAAAACCGUAUCAUAAUGUAUUUGUGUGUGUGUGUGUGUGUGUGUGUGUGUGUGUGUGUGUGUGUGUGUGUGUGUGUGUGUGUGUGUGUGUGUGUGUGUGUGUGUGUAUAAGGCAUGUAUAAGAAAUUAAAAACCUCUGGUUAUCUACAAGACAAAGGUCUACAUUUAUUUUGUUAAAUUGUCUGAGCAAUAUACUGGUGACACAAUCUCCGAAACAACUAUAUGAUAGAUUAUACCAUCAUUUUAUCACCAUGGUUACAGUAGAACUAGAUUAUACCAUCAUUUUAUCACCAUGGUUACAGUAGAACUAUAUUAUACCAUCAUUUUAUCACCAUGGUUACAGUAGAACUAGAUUAUACCAUCAUUUUAUCACCAUGGUUACAGUAGAACUAGAUUAUACCAUCAUUUUAUCACCAUGGUUACAGUAGAACUAGAUUAUACCAUCAUUUUAUCACCAUGGUUACAGUAGAAUCACACCAGAAAGCAGGUUCAUACCGUGGGUGAGAACAGGUUUGAUUCAGAGAACUGUUUUUUUACAGAGCCAUGGUUGGCUGGAACUCUUUACCAGUUCAUAUUUCUCAUGUAGGUAGCAAAGAUUGGUUUAAGAUUCAGUUGAAACAAUAUCUUUUAAAAUGUAAUGAAUUAUGAUUUUACAUUUAGAAAGGAAUAGAAUGAAGUUUGAAUAGAAUUACAGGUAGAGUAAACCCUAUCACAAUAAAGGUGAAAAGUGGUCAAGAAUGAUAAGAUAAGGUCAUUUCAGGCAGGUAUUGUUUAUGAAGGUGUUUUAUUUGAUUUCAUUUCUAUGUAUUUAUGUGUGAGACUAAGGGAGAUGUGUCUAUUAUUGUUUUGUUUGUCAUGUAUAAUGUAUGUGUGUUGUGUAUUAAGUGUUCAUGUGCGUGUUGUGUGUGUGUCGGACCCCAGGAAGAAUAGCUAAUGCUGUUGCUAAUGCUAAUGGGGAUCCUAAAUAAAACAAACAAACAAACAAACCUUGACACUUGGAUAACAGUUUUUCUCCGUGGCUUUGGUGCAUUUCUCACCACAGCAUUAAACUUGGCACCACUGCUGAGCAAACUGCAAACAUGAUAGAUAACCUGCAAGAGCCAUUCACUUUCUCUAAAUGGAAAGUCAGUUGCACAAAAGCAAAUCAGCACUUCAAAAUGGGUAGUUCAUGCCUCAAAAGCAAGUAUUUAUGUCAACGAAAGUAUGAAGUUAUGAAACCAG